GAGCGACCACGAUGAGGGCGGUGGCGAUCGCGAGGCCCGGGGGCGCGGAGGUGCUGGAGGAGCGCGAGGUGGACGACCUCCCGGCGCCGGGGGAAGGCGAGGUGCUCCUUGAGGUGGCCGCCGCGGGCGUCAACCGCACCGACACGGUCCAGCGGCAGGGCGGGUACACGCUGCCGCCCGGCGCCUCCCCCUACCCGGGGGUCGAGUGCUCCGGCACCAUCCUCGCGCUCGGGGCCAACGUGCCCCCGCGCUGGGCCGUCGGCGACCAGGUGUGCGCGCUGCUUAACGGCGGCGGGUAUGCGGAGAAGGUGGUGGUGCCGGCCGGGCUGCUGCUCCCGGUGCCGGAGGGGGUGUCGCUGACCGACGCCGCCGGCUUGGCCGAAGUGGCAUGCACCGUCUGGUCGACUGUAUUCAUGACAAGCCACCUCUCCCCUGGCGAAUCAUUCCUUAUCCACGGUGGAUCAAGCGGAAUCGGUACAUUUGCUAUACAGAUCGCUAAGUACCUUGGAAUUAAGGUUUUCAUUACUGCAGGAAGCGGAGAAAAGCUAGCUGCUUGCAAAGGUUUGGGUGCGGAUGUGUGCAUAAACUACAAAACAGAAGAUUUUGUAGAACGCAUCAAAGAAGAAACCGACGGAAAGGGUGUUGAUGUCAUUCUGGACAACAUGGGCGGAGCGUAUCUCCAGCGCAACCUGAACAGCUUAGCAGUUGACGGUAGACUUUUCAUUAUCGGUUUCAUGGGAGGCACUGUAACUGAAGUGAACCUGCAGCCUAUGCUUGCCCGAAGAUUGACCAUACAAGUUGCUGGACUGCGGAGCAGAAGCCUUGCUAAUAAAGCUCGGAUCGUCAGUGAGGUGGAGAAAAAUGUAUGGCCAGCCGUUGUGUCAGGCAAGGUGAAGCCGGUGAUUUACAAGACCUUGCCUCUAUCUGAAGCAGUUGAAGCUCACAAGUUGAUGGAAUCAAGCACCCACAUAGGCAAGAUACUACUGGUUCCUGUCCAUGAUUGGUAAUGGUGUAUCAUGUAUUCAUGUGUGCACUAGUGGGCCGCUGUGAGUACUAUGUAACUAUGCAUAGACAUGGCUCCUAUGUUGUAAGUUGGUUCUUGAUGCUGAUGAAAGUGGAGAUAUAUCUUGAAAAUCAUUGGUUACAAUAAAGAUCGGAACUUGCAAGUCA
This is a messenger RNA of Lolium rigidum, 1170 nucleotides long. RefSeq names its product quinone oxidoreductase PIG3-like. Bases 12 to 1007 code for a protein of 331 amino acids. Gene Ontology annotation, molecular function: oxidoreductase activity. NCBI's taxonomy places the organism in Eukaryota, Viridiplantae, Streptophyta, Magnoliopsida, Poales, Poaceae. The record is from RefSeq and is a predicted model, not a curated record. The transcript has 6 exons.